CACGGCAYGAGUUCUCACCUUUCGCAGGAUCGUGAAAGGAAAUUCACAGAGCAGCAGAAACCGUUCGUACCAUUUCAGCUCUCCGUCCUCGCCCAGCGAUAUCUGGAACCACAGAUUGGCCAGCUCCUCCGAAAUUUCUUCUUUGCCAUCGCACCAGGCACCGUUCCAGUUGUAGGAGGGUAUGCCCGGCGAUCCGGCCCCGACGCAAACGCGAUCGAUGUGGUCUUCGACCAGCGUAUACACUCCCCCCUGGUCGUGGGUGUCCACUUCUAGGUUCCGCGAGGGAGCAGCAGCGUGGGGGGUGUGGUGGUGGUUCCCACCCAGGAUGCCGUGCUGGCCGUGCAGGACGAUGGGCUCCUCGUUGACGCCCGCAUCCGAUGCAUUGGUGAUGGUGACGGACGGCGUCGUAGUGGUGGCUGCGUUGACGGGUUCCACGAGUUCCUGUUGCGUUUCUAGAACGGGAUUUUCGGUUGCGUUGGGAGCCGCCAUCGUGACGCACGCAUUGUCGUAGUUGCUGAUGCUGGUCACUAUCCGCAUAAAGGCAUUGGGGGGAGGCCCGGGGAUCACGGGGGUUCCGUCCCCGUGUUCGGCAUCGCUGAUCGCGGCAGAAAUGGCCUCCAUUCGGGGCAGGACCACCGCUCGGUGAUAGACGUCGGCCGCCAGAACCGAGGCAACGAAAAAUCCAUACAAUCCAAAAAAGAAGGUUGUGUCUCCCCUUGUGACAACCCCUGCCGACAGGUUGUUCCACACAACCACAACGGUAACCACCAGCGCCAUGAUAUCGCGGAUCAAUGCCCCCCUGCACUUGACACCGCCCGCUACGAGGACCACAAUACCGCUCACGACACCCCCUACCAGCAUGGCGGCCCCGGUCAGCGCACCCAGGCUGAGUUUGUAUCCGUUUUCUUCGUCGCUGAUGAUGGCCGACAUAGUGGCCGAGACAUCCGCCGCACCGUUGCCGAGUGCCAGUAGAGUUACACCUGCAAACCUGGGCGGAAGUCCCAGCUUGAGCGAGAACAUUUCCAGGCUGCAGGAAAAGAAAUCUUCGGCCGUGCUUCCCAGCAGCCGAAAAAGGGUGACCAUCCAGACGACAAUGAGCGGGCUGAGGACCSCAAAGGCGGCGUUAAUGCUCAGCUUCGACGAACAAAAGACCCAGGGAGCCCAGACUCCCUCGCCAUCGUUGCAUGUCUUCGCAAAACUGCAGAGGUCUUCGGCGUCGGAAACCGUAUCGUAGAUAUAUUGGCACGAGUAGGCGCUGUAAUCACCAUUAUCGUUGGCACUGCUGCUGCUGCCAUCGUCGGAGGCAUCUUCCAACCACCGAGCAGUGGAUCCGAAACUAAGGCCAUCUCCGCUAGAAUGAUCACUAGGGGCGCCGCCAAAUAAAGCGGAAAGCACGCC
This is a messenger RNA of Pseudo-nitzschia multistriata, 1398 nucleotides long. The record is from the annotation of a GenBank genome assembly. Lineage: Eukaryota; Bacillariophyta; Bacillariophyceae; Bacillariales; Bacillariaceae.